Molecule: messenger RNA, 783 nt
Organism: Cryptomeria japonica (Japanese cedar)
Lineage: Eukaryota; Viridiplantae; Streptophyta; Pinopsida; Cupressales; Cupressaceae
Exons: 1
Coding region: 1-783 (260 amino acids)
Source: RefSeq, a predicted model, not a curated record
AUGGGGCACUCUCAGAUUCUGAACUUUUCGAAGUGGAGCAAUAAACAAAUGGAGGAUAGAUUGAGGAAGAAGUCUCCAGCUCCAAUGGAUAACCCUAUCUCUGGUGAGUUUCCGGUGACAUUUGAUAAGAGAACUAUCAACAUCUGCAUUGACUCAGAGGCUUGGAAGGAAUCAGUUCAAGUCUUGAACGUGAAAGCUUUCUUCAUUAAGUGGGGAGGGGAUUGGCCGCCCUUUUCCAAUCUCAUGAAAUGGGUUGAUGAGGAGUGGGGGGGCCACUAUAAGAUCAAAACCCUAACAAAUGGGUUUUUCCUUAUCAUAGUUGGGUCAGAAGAGGAGAAAAACAAGCCGAUGAACAAUGGGCCAUUCAUGAUGAUGGGGAUAGGGUUUUACAUCAAGGAUUGGAUACCCAACUUUGAUCCCCAACAAGCCACCAUAGAGGAGAUACUUCUUUGGAUCAGACUAUACAAUCUCUCGCAUGAAUACUGGAAGGAGGAAGUUUUAAAGGUUAUUGGUGAUAAGUUAGGGAAAUUUAUCAAAUCAGAUGAAGCUAUUGACAAACUGAAUUCAUGUAUGUAUGCCUGUAUCUGUAUCAUGUGGAAACCACACCUGGGGCUCCCUAAGGCCAUUGAGAUUCAUUUGCCAGAGGGCUUAUGGAGGCAAGAGAUUGAAGUUGAAGAAAUCAUGGUGAAGUGCAAGUCCUGCAAAGAAUGGGGGCAUGAGGAACUUGAUUGCAAGGCAGGACAGAAGGGCAAGGGAAGGGCAGACAAAGCUUCAGAGGACUAG